Molecule: messenger RNA, 1524 nt
Organism: Candidozyma auris
Lineage: Eukaryota; Fungi; Ascomycota; Pichiomycetes; Serinales; Metschnikowiaceae
Exons: 1
Coding region: 1-1524 (507 amino acids)
Cellular component (GO): SBF transcription complex; MBF transcription complex
Molecular function (GO): DNA binding; transcription regulator activity
Source: RefSeq, a predicted model, not a curated record
AUGUUCGACACACUUCCCCCAAUUUCCCACCUAACAGACUCGCUCAAUGUCCCGCUUCCCAGUCUUUCGGUCAGAAGAGGACCUUCGGGACCGACGAAAGGCUCACGACAACCAUCUUCUGGAGGCUACCCUCAUCAGACUCUCCAUCAUUUCCCACCUGUGGGUCAUCACCACCACCACACUUACCAGGGCUCCCCAGGUCUGCCACACGCUGUUGGGCUUGCCUUACCCUCCAUAUCAAAGGUACCUUUUGCACCUGUUUUCCACUCCCUGUUGCCCGAAAGACACCCCAGUGAAAGCGUGCCAAUUGCGCCUCCUCCACUUUUUCAUGGGCCCCUGCCUGUUCCAAACUCCUUGAACAGGUAUCAUCUAGUCGACAGACCGCAAUUGCCGAUGAUUUCUCCUCAGCAGUACUACAAUGAUAACUACAGGUUUGUGUCGGCCGACGAGGAGAAAAAGCCCAGCAAGAGGGCCAAACAUGACCCCCACACUCUGGUGCUCCGGUUCCGUCUGGAUAGGUCCCCAUCUCAGUUCAGAGACUUCAAAGACUCAUAUAAACAGAACGGGAAACGCCUUUUUCCUGAUUCAGAGGAGCGGUUUCCCGUAACAGAGUUGCAAGACGCUCUUCGGGUGGUUCCUCCACGCGUGGCUCAGGAUCUCUCCGACCACAUCUACCCUUCCAUCAUCACCAAGAAGUACAGUGCCCUGGCCCUUGGUACAAACCAUUCCCACUUGCUCGUGUACGAGUAUCCCCUAGCCACGCAGUGGGUCAUUUGGGAUUAUGAGACCGGAUACACCCACCUCACGGGCUUGUGGAGAGCAGCGCUUCAUGAACAGGCGCUUCAUCGCAACAAGAACGGCGUUGUCCACGUGAAGCCGAACGCUAAAGCCGACAUUGUCAAGCUCUUGGAAUCCACGCCCCAAGCUCUACAUCCAUACAUAAAACGUGUGCGUGGUGGGUUUUUAAAGAUUCAAGGUACGUGGGUCCCCCACAGCUUGUGCAAGCGGCUAGCUCGCAGUUUCUGCUACUACAUCAGGUACCAAUUGAUUCCAAUUUUUGGCACCGAUUUCCCCGACCUAUGUCUCCACCCGGACGAUCCAGGGUUCGGCGAGCUCCGUUUUGAUGUUUGCGGCGACUCGCUGGAUUUCUCCAUCGACACUACCUCUGCUGGCUCAGAGCUGUGUCCAAUCUCGCCCACACUGGAGUCCCCGAUGAGCGGCAACAACAAUGAUACAAACUACUCCAACCCCAAAACAUAUGAUACAACCCGGCUGGGAAGCCUAUCUCUGACUUACUCACGCCUGCUGAACGAAACCAAUCUGUUGGGGCUGGCCCACUCGCUGGCGACUCUGAUUCUGGUGAGUCUGGUAUCCCAGCUGACGUCGCAACUGCCCAACCAACCUGUUGUGAGACAAGAUGACGAGCGGCGGUUGUCGUACGCCGAUAUAGUGGACAUCGUGAAUGCGUCCAAGUGUCUUCAGCGGCUACGCCAGGGCCUGUGCAGCGAGGAGGGAGACAGUUGA